AGGGAGCGCCAGGGAGCACCGUCAUUCCCAGCCUGCUCUCCAGGACGCUCCCAAGCAUCCAGCCUGGUGUCGACGGGAUAAUGAAGACCUGGAUCCUCCUUGUCCGGGCAGGAAUAGCCCUGGGCUGCUUGGCUGGCACCCUGUACACAGCCCCUGACUCCUGCUAUGGACGCUGUGAGGAGCCCUACAACGAGAAGGAUGAGUGCCACUGCAGCCCCGAAUGCGAGAGGGACCACAGCUGCUGUGAGGAUUACUACAGGCACUGCCAACCCGGUGGAGAAUGGGCCGAGGAGGCAGCUCACACCCAUGAGGGUUUCUCCAGGAGUCGGGAUUCCAUCACGGACCAGGAGCUCCUGCACAUCUCAGAGCAGCUCUAUGGGGCCGACCACAACAAAGCCCAACCGAGCGACAUCACCAUCAACCCCCAGUACCAGGCAUCCCCCGAGGAGACUGGGGACCAGCAGGACCGGUCCCCGCAGCCGCUCUAUGGAUACGUCAAUGAGAAGCUCUUCUCCAAACCCACCUAUUCCAGCUUCAUUAAACUGCUGGAUAACUACCGGAGAUCCACCGGGAAGGAGGAGGAGGUGACGGAGGAGGAGCUGCGGGAGCAGGAAAACUUCCUUCGGGAAGUGAUGAAGACAGAGCUCAUGAAGAAACUCUUCACCUUCCUCCAUAGCAAAAAUCGCUAUGGGUCGGAGCAGGAAUUCCUUGCGGAUCUGCAGGAGAUGUGGUUCGGGCUCUACUCCCGAGGGGAUGGGGAGCAGGAUUCCAGCGGCUUCGAGCACAUCUUCUCAGGGGAGGUGAAGAAGGGGAAAGUAUCCGGAUUCCACAACUGGAUUCGUUUCUACCUCCUGGAAAAGCAGGGAAUGGUCAACUACUUCAGCCACAACUUCAAUGGGCCCUGGGACACGUACCCCGAUGUGCUGGGGCUCCAGUUCAGCUGGGAUGGCUUCUACAAGGAGGUGGGGGCUGCCUUCAUCGGCUGCAGCCCCGAGUUCGAGCUGGGCCUCUACACCUUGUGCUUCAUCGCGAGGCCAGGCAGGGAAUGUCACCUGAGCCUGGGUGGCCACAGCCUCAGCAUCCAGACCUACCCCUGGACCAAGUCCACCUAUGGCAAUGGCAGGAAGUUCAUUGCCACCGCGUACGUGGUCUCACCCUGAUGCUGUGGGGAGGGCACAGCUGCAGCCCCACUCCGGAGCCAGGGGCUGCCCCACACCAGUGUCCAUGGCACUGGGCAGCACUGGGACGGGGACAGGACCAGUGCUGGUGCUGCUGGGCAGGGCGGCGGUGGCCGAGCAGGAGGAUGGAGACAACCCCUGGUGCCAUGGAGCGCUGCAUCCCUUGGUUGCAGCAGAGGAACAGGAGGGGUUUGGGAUGCAAAGUGGGAUCCAGGAGUGAAAUAAACCCUCGUUUAUCACCGGUG
Molecule: messenger RNA, 1423 nt
Organism: Melopsittacus undulatus (budgerigar)
Lineage: Eukaryota; Metazoa; Chordata; Aves; Psittaciformes; Psittaculidae
Gene: ENDOU
Product: endonuclease, poly(U) specific
Exons: 9
Coding region: 81-1160 (359 amino acids)
Molecular function (GO): RNA endonuclease activity
Source: RefSeq, a predicted model, not a curated record